AUGGUCAAGCAAGUCGCUGGUUCUAAGGCCCUUCUCCUCGGCUCGGGCUUCGUCACGAAGCCCACCGUCGAGGUUCUGAGCAAGGCGGGUGUUGAGGUCACUGUCGCCUGCCGUACCCUCGAAAGCGCCCAGAAGCUCUCCGAAGGCUUCCAGAACACCAAGGCUAUCUCUCUCGAUGUCAGCGAUGAUGCCGCUCUGGACAAGGCUCUUGAGCAGGCCGAUGUGGCUAUCUCGCUGAUCCCGUACACCUUCCACGCGGUGGUUAUCAAGUCGGCCAUCCGUACCAAGACGAAUGUCGUGACCACCUCGUACGUGUCUCCGGCCAUGCUGGAGCUGGAGGAGGACUGCAAGAAGGCCGGUAUCACGGUCAUGAACGAGAUUGGUCUGGACCCGGGUAUCGACCACCUGUACGCCGUCAAGACGAUCUCGGAGGUGCACGCGGCUGGCGGUAAGGUCACCGGGUUCGUGUCGUUCUGCGGUGGACUGCCUGCGCCAGAGUGCUCGAACAACCCGCUGGGCUACAAGUUCUCGUGGUCCAGCCGCGGCGUGCUGCUUGCGCUGCGCAACGCCGCCAAGAUCUACCAGGACGGCAAGGAAGUCAGCAUCGCGGGCCCGGACCUGAUGGCGACCGCCAAGCCGUACUUCAUCUACCCGGGCUUCGCGUUCGUGGGGUACCCGAACCGCGACUCGACAGGCUUCCGCGAGCGGUACGAGAUCCCAGAGGCGCAGACGGUGAUCCGCGGCACGCUGCGGUUCCAAGGCUUCCCGGAGAUGAUCAAGGUGCUGGUCGACACGGGAUUCCUGAAUGACGAGCCCAACGCGGUCUUCCAGAGCCCGUCGACCUGGAAGGAGGCCACGCGCCAGCUCCUGGGCGCGACGUCGUCGGCCGAGCAAGACCUGCAGUGGGCUGUUGCGUCCAAGACCGCCUUCCCCAACAACGACGAGCGCGACCGCCUCCUCUCCGGCCUGCGUUGGAUCGGCCUCUUCUCCGACGAGCAGAUCACGCCCCGCGGCAACGCCCUCGACACCCUCUGCGCCACCCUCGAGAAGAAGAUGCAGUACGGCCCCGGCGAGCGCGACCUCGUCAUGCUGCAGCACAAGUUCGAUAUCGAGCACAAGGACGGCUCGAAGGAGACUCGCACCUCCACCCUCUGCGAGUACGGUAACCCCUCCGGCUACUCUGCCAUGGCUAAGCUGGUCGGUGUGCCGUGUGGUGUGGCUGUGAAGCAGGUCCUGGAGGGUACCAUUGAGAAGAAGGGUAUCCUUGCCCCCAUGACCAUGGACAUCUGUGCUCCUCUACUCAAGACCCUGAAGGAGGAGUACGGCAUCGAGAUGAUCGAGCGCACGCUGUAA
Penicillium alfredii is the source of this 1353-nucleotide messenger RNA. RefSeq names its product saccharopine dehydrogenase (NADP+, L-glutamate-forming) (gene lys9). Bases 1 to 1353 code for a protein of 450 amino acids. The record is from RefSeq and is a predicted model, not a curated record. The transcript is spliced from 6 exons. Gene Ontology annotation, molecular function: saccharopine dehydrogenase activity. Gene Ontology annotation, cellular component: cytoplasm. Lineage: Eukaryota; Fungi; Ascomycota; Eurotiomycetes; Eurotiales; Aspergillaceae.